Molecule: messenger RNA, 424 nt
Organism: Amoebophrya sp. A120
Lineage: Eukaryota; Dinophyceae; Syndiniales; Amoebophryaceae
Source: the annotation of a GenBank genome assembly
AUGAGAAUAAACCUCCAAUUUUUGAAUUCGAAAAUGCACCCACAGCUGGCUGCAAAGUUACGAGAACGAGAAGCAGGCGGAGCACCUAUUACAAUGAAAAAUGCCCCCACCCCAGAUCUUGGCAGCGUUUGUAUUAUUGCAAACCUUUCCAAUGGUAACACUCCCCGUCUUGCAUAUCUCAGCAUCGCAAAUUGGCCAUGCUGAAUAGCUAAAAUUUGUGUUGCAAAGGAGCGCAACAGCAGCCGGAUCUGUUAUGCGCAAGACACCUUGCUCACCGAGACUCUGCAUCAGAAAGGCUCGCAAUCCUUCCAUGCAGGACAGAAAGCUUUCAUUUGGAAACUUUGCAUGACAAACCUUGUUUGCAAAUUCCGGGUUGGGGGCAUUUUUCAUUGUCAUAGCACCAGAAGAAAAUGGAGGAGGAUAG